CACACACACAUGCACGCGCUCACACAGAGAGAAAAUCCUUCUGCCUGUUGAUUUAUGGAAACAAUUAUGAUUCUGCUGGAGAAUUUCUCAGCUGAGAACUAGUUUGUAGCUACAGUAGAGAGGCUCAUAUUGCACAAGGCAGACAGCAGACAUGGAAUUCUUGUGUAUCCAGCUGUUAUAAACAGAACAAAAGUCAAAUAGCAGACCACUAGUGCUGCAGCAACUGGUCUUAUCACAACCUGUUUUUAUAAGGAGAUAUCAGCAGAGAGUUGUUGAAGGAGGAAUCCUGUACUGGUAUCAGAAACUAAAGGAUAAGGGUAACAAUUUGGAAACAGCAACCACUUUUUUAAAGUCAAUCUACAAUUCACAGAUAGGAGGAGGUCCAUGACCUAGGAGUAACCAUCAACUCAAGUUUUAAUUUUCAUUAUGUUAUUCAUGGACACCCGGAGCACUACACUAUAAUGCACAAAUGGAUACUGACAUGGAUCCUGCCAACUUUGCUCUACAGAUCAUGCUUUCACAUUAUCUGUCUAGUGGGCACCCUGUCUUUAGCUUGCAAUGACAUGACUCCAGAGCAAAUGGCUACGAAUGUGAACUGUUCCAGCCCUGAGCGACAUACAAGAAGUUAUGAUUACAUGGAAGGAGGGGAUAUAAGAGUGAGAAGACUCUUCUGUCGAACACAGUGGUAUCUGAGGAUUGACAAGCGAGGCAAAGUGAAAGGGACUCAAGAGAUGAGAAACAAUUACAAUAUUAUGGAAAUCAGGACAGUGGCGGUUGGAAUUGUGGCAAUCAAAGGGGUGGAAAGUGAAUACUAUCUUGCAAUGAACAAAGAAGGAAAACUCUAUGCAAAGAAAGAAUGCAACGAGGAUUGCAACUUCAAAGAAUUAAUUCUGGAAAACCACUACAACACAUACGCAUCUGCCAAAUGGACACAUGGUGGGGGAGAGAUGUUUGUUGCCUUGAAUCAGAAGGGUGUUCCUGUGAGAGGAAGAAAAACCAAAAAAGAACAAAAAACAGCUCACUUUCUUCCCAUGGCAAUUACCUAAUCACUCAUGGUAUAUAAGAACCUGGUUCAGCAGGGAGAGUUCUUUAAGAUGACUAUUUUCUUUCUUUUUCCUUUUUUUCUUCUAUUUUUUUUAAAGUAAUCAAGACAGGCUGAAAACUACUGAAAACCUGAUCAAG
Jaculus jaculus (lesser Egyptian jerboa) is the source of this 1182-nucleotide messenger RNA. It is a transcript of the gene Fgf7, whose product is annotated as fibroblast growth factor 7. Gene Ontology annotation, molecular function: growth factor activity; type 2 fibroblast growth factor receptor binding. The record is from RefSeq and is a predicted model, not a curated record. Gene Ontology annotation, biological process: positive regulation of DNA-templated transcription; positive regulation of peptidyl-tyrosine phosphorylation; positive regulation of epithelial cell proliferation. NCBI's taxonomy places the organism in Eukaryota, Metazoa, Chordata, Mammalia, Rodentia, Dipodidae. Gene Ontology annotation, cellular component: cytoplasm. Bases 462 to 1046 code for a protein of 194 amino acids. The transcript is spliced from 4 exons.